UCACAUAAACUGCAUGAACCGCUCGUUUUCGUACGGUGAUUAUUGUUUACCAACAAUUCUGUGCUACAAAAAAUUCGCUCAACUUGAUACCUGCCGGCAUAAAACAUACCCGCUUCUUUAAACAAUGGACAGCAAUCAGCUGGAUACCUCCGCAGAUCUCCAGGAAGCUAACGACACCGAAGAAGCUUUAUCACAGGACUCGCAAAUCGACACCGGGGAGAAACUCGACACCGAUGCUUCGACAGAAGAUCCCUUCCAAAGCCAGGAGUUUCUGCAACGUAAGUUAUAUUUUCUGCUGGAACAUCUGAAAAAGAUGCACGCUACCUUACCUGAGCAAUAUCAAAUACGUGUCUCGUACGAACUAUUAGCCGGUCUAGCCAACUCCUUAUUGAACGAUACGAUUUUUGAAAUCGUGAAAGGAUUAAUGGAAAUACAACAUGUUACUGAAAAGCAUCUGAUGCAAGUUCGAGAGAAGGUGGAAAACGAUCACCAAUUGGAAGUUAAACAGUGGGAAUCCAAGAUUCAAGAUCCGGAGGAAUUGGAACACAUCAUCGCAUUGAUGAAAAUUAAACAUACGAAAAACUUGAAGGAAACAGACAUGAAACUGGUGCUACAUCUAGAUCAGAAGGUCAAAGAUCAGCAAUCGACACUGGAGAAGGCUGGUGUUCCUGGCUUUUAUGUGACAGAAAAUCCCAAGGAAAUCAAAAUUCAAAUGUACCUGCUCGAUUUUAUUCUGCGGUUGAGCCGAAUGAAAUGCGAACCGAACAAAUAGCAUCCGGCUGAGCUUGACGGGGAUGCCUUGUCGAGAGAUACCAUUUAGGACUGUUAGAUAAUUUAUCCAGCAUUUUAUUUUUUAUCUAUCUAAAUUUAAAUAAGAACAUUUUUUACUGUCACUAAUGCUAUGCGCAAGCGAUUCGAAUAAAUGUCGAACUUGCGUACAAGCUCUACCACGAUAGUGAAAUAUUUCAGCUUAUCCCCUCCCUAAUACUAAAUACUAUCACACACACUAGGUAAAUAUCUCUACCGACUACAACUAUAAUUGCUAUCACACUGACAUAAGUACAUCCCACUAACAUUAGAUAUCAGCAUUCGGAAUAUCCGAAUUAUUGUACCUUCAACAAUAUCUAAACAAUAAAUUCGCAAUAGCCUAAA
Messenger RNA from Wyeomyia smithii (pitcher-plant mosquito), 1152 nucleotides. It is a transcript of the gene gdl, whose product is annotated as gonadal protein gdl. The record is from RefSeq and is a predicted model, not a curated record. NCBI's taxonomy places the organism in Eukaryota, Metazoa, Arthropoda, Insecta, Diptera, Culicidae. The transcript has 3 exons. Bases 125 to 772 code for a protein of 215 amino acids.